This is a messenger RNA of Aspergillus piperis CBS 112811, 360 nucleotides long. RefSeq lists its product as uncharacterized. The coding region runs from base 22 to 273 and encodes 83 amino acids. NCBI's taxonomy places the organism in Eukaryota, Fungi, Ascomycota, Eurotiomycetes, Eurotiales, Aspergillaceae. The record is from RefSeq and is a predicted model, not a curated record. The transcript is spliced from 2 exons.
CUGACGUGGUGGGUAUUUUCAAUGGCCUUUAUUUAUUUUUUAUUAUUUUUUUGCCUCGUUUUUCUGACUUUGCUGACUGAGGGAGUAAUACGGCGGACCCACAGCAACCAAAAGCGCAAUUGUUGGGAGAGGCGAAAUUCCCAGGGGGACAGCUCGAGGGGGCGCCCGACAGGCAAUGCAAGGUUGACCAGGAAAACAGGAGCAAAGAAGACCGUGAAUGCCGGGCAAAGAGACCUCAAACCACUCAGGAAGCGAUGCCUGGAUGGAUCCUGAAGUCGUGAGAUGGUCGCGCGCGAUGAUUUGUUUGGGAUCUUGAUGGACUCCGUUCCUUUUUUCGUUAUUAUUAUUUUUUAUUUUUUA